Purpureocillium lilacinum is the source of this 1548-nucleotide messenger RNA. RefSeq lists its product as uncharacterized. Gene Ontology annotation, molecular function: aldehyde dehydrogenase (NAD+) activity. The record is from RefSeq and is a predicted model, not a curated record. Lineage: Eukaryota; Fungi; Ascomycota; Sordariomycetes; Hypocreales; Ophiocordycipitaceae.
AUGAGUGCGUACCAGCUAUGGGUUGAUGGCCGCAACACCGUCGGUCACGGAGACCUAAUCCCGGUCGAAGACCCCGCGACAGGCGAGACCUGCCACUCCGCCUCGGCAUCCGACGUCGACGAUGCCAUCGCCAUCGCCCACCGCGCCUUCAAGUCCGGCGUCUGGGCCAAGGCCCCCCGCGAGACGCGCGCCUCGGUCCUCGAAAAGGCCGCCGCCCUCCUCACCCAGCACCUCCCCACGCUCAUCCCCCUCGAGGUGCAGCAGACGGGCCGCGCCGUGCGCGAGAUGAACGCGCAGGUGCCCUCACUUGUCCGCUGGUUCCGCUACUACGCCGCCGUGCUGCGCACCGAGGAGCGCCCCGUGCUCCCCACCAGCGGCAAGCUGCACAACUGGCUCGAGCGCGUGCCCCUCGGUGUCGUCGUCCAGAUCACGCCCUUUAACCAUCCGCUGCUCAUCGCCGUCAAGAAGCUCGCCCCCGCGCUCGCCGCCGGCAACAGCGUCGUGCUCAAGCCCAGCGAGCUGACGCCCCUGACGAGCCUGCUGCUGGGCCCGAUCCUCAAGGAGGCGGGCGUGCCUGACGGCGUCUUCAACGUGCUCCCUGGCCUGGGCCCCGUCACGGGCAAGGCGCUCGUGAGCCAUCCGCUCGUCCGAAAGGUCGACGUCACGGGCGGGACGGCGGCUGGGCGGGCCAUCGGAUCUAUAGUCGGGGCCAACCUGGCGCGGUACACGGCCGAGCUGGGCGGCAAGGCGCCCCUCAUCAUCUUCGAAAAGGCCAAUCUCGACGCGGCCGUCAAUGGAGUUGCGUUUGGCUCAUUCAUCGCCUCCGGACAGACCUGCGUUGCCGCCACGCGAAUCAUUGUCCACGAGAGCGUGCUGCCUGAGUUGAUGUCUCGGCUGAAGCAAAAGUGCGAGUCCAUGGCACGGCGGAUGGGCUCACCGACGAAUCCAGACUCGUCAAUGGGCCCCCUGGUCUCGUCUCGCCAGCUGGCCAAGGUCGAAGCCCUCGUUGGCGAAACGCUGUCACGCCCUGAGCUCGCACAGCUACUCUGCGGUGGUCACCGAAUGUCUGGAUUGUCGCCUCUCGAUGGCACAGAUUUCUCCAAGGGCUACUUUUACCCACCGACCGCCAUCUUGCUGCAGCAUAUGGGCUCGCCCGCCGACCGUCCCGCUCUGUGGAAAGAAGAGGCGUUUGGUCCGGUCAUCGUCCUCGCUGCGUUUGAGACGGAGGAGCAGGCCGUGCAGCUCGCCAACGAGACGGACUUUGGGCUCGGCGCGGGCAUCUGGACCGAGGAUCUCGCCCAGGCAUUCCGCGUGUCUGAGCAGGUAGAGUCGGGCAUCGUUUGGGUCAACACGCACCACCGAAAUGACCCGAGCAGUCCCUGGGGCGGGGCGACGAGCGAGAGCGGCGUAGGGAGCGAGAAUGGCGUCGAUGCAUACCAUGCCUAUACGACAACCAAGAGCAUCAUCAUCAACUACGCGUCGGCGGAGGAGUCGCUGGCGAGCGACGACUGGUUCAAGGAGGGUGCUGCCGGUGUCAGAUACGGCUGA